Rhizoctonia solani is the source of this 390-nucleotide messenger RNA. RefSeq names its product Tyrosine kinase specific for activated. Lineage: Eukaryota; Fungi; Basidiomycota; Agaricomycetes; Cantharellales; Ceratobasidiaceae. The coding region runs from base 1 to 390 and encodes 129 amino acids. The transcript has 3 exons. The record is from RefSeq and is a predicted model, not a curated record.
AUGAGCGCACAAUUCGCCUUGAUCAUUCUUUGUGCCGCAACAUGCGUGCAGGCAGCCUCGUCGGUCGAUACCAAGGCGAAAAUCACCCUUGCGUGCCUUCUUGGCGGUGUGCCAGCCGUGUCAUUGAUUAUGUUGACGGUCUUCUGUGUUUGGAUCAAGCAACGCAAACGUCGUGCGCAGAAGGAUGCUCUCGCCAACGGCAUUGAGCUCGGUCCCGAUGGAUGGCCAGUCAAGACGGCCACACACAAUGUCGUCCUUCCGGAGGUCUUGCCCGGAAACGCAAGUGCUGCGAGUGGAGUUAUUGGAAAUAGGUCCGAUGCAAAUGGGUCAGUUCCGCCGCCUGCGUAUGAAGCUGGGGAUGGAAAGAAGGGUGCGCCUCCGAAAUGGUGA